AUGGCCUCUCCUUCGAAAAGCCAUCCACGACCUGCUGCUCUUCCCUCCAAAUCCGCUCUGCCGCCGCCACGAGAUCCGCAAGGCAUUGGAGAGACAAUUGGUGAUAUCGAACACCCAGACAUAGAGGGACACGAAUUGGCAGAGCAGGUGUACGCAAGCGCCAAGCAUUCCUGGAUUGAGAAGAACCUCGGGGAUAAGAAACACGGCAGCGAGCCUGGGGUGGAAUGGGCUCACGAGGAGCCGGAGGAGGAGGAGGAAGAACAAGCCGCCGCGCAAAUGGAGGGGCGAGCAGAGCCUCUCCUCGGCGACUCACGACCACACUGUUCUGAUGAUGACACCCCUCGCAUCGACCGCCCAUCUGAAGGCAAUAAGGCUCACGGCGGUGCUUGUCGCGACUCAUUCGAAGCGGAGGAACAGCCCAGGACAACAACCCAGUCCUUCGCAGGUCCAAGCCGAGCACCGAACCGGCAGGGACAUUUUCACGGCACGAACUUCAACGACCAACUUCAACUGACAGAGGAAAGCAUCAGUAAGGAGGUUGCGCCUGGCAACCUUUAA
Molecule: messenger RNA, 558 nt
Organism: Clonostachys rhizophaga
Lineage: Eukaryota; Fungi; Ascomycota; Sordariomycetes; Hypocreales; Bionectriaceae
Source: the annotation of a GenBank genome assembly